Messenger RNA from Spinacia oleracea (spinach), 756 nucleotides. RefSeq lists its product as uncharacterized. The record is from RefSeq and is a predicted model, not a curated record. Lineage: Eukaryota; Viridiplantae; Streptophyta; Magnoliopsida; Caryophyllales; Amaranthaceae. The transcript has a single exon. Bases 1 to 756 code for a protein of 251 amino acids.
AUGACUAUGAUAAACAAAAUCCCAGGAGUGCCAACACCGAUCAAAGAGGCCAUCCCAGACAGCUAUGCCGACUCACCAUAUGCUGACCCUAUUGAUGCAAUCGACAUCCCGAAACGAUUCAGCCCACCCAACAUGCCCAUGUAUGACGGGACGACCGAUCCAAGGGAACAUAUCUUGACCUACAAGCAGCGGAUGAUUACCAUUCCAGUCCCCAAACACAUGAGGGAAGCCAGCAUUUGUAAGGGGUUCGGUUCGACACUGGUUGGACCCGCCUUGAAGUGGUUAACCAGCCUUCCAAAUGGAUGCAUCACCUCUUUUUCUCAUCUCGACAACAUGUUUAAUCAGCAGUUCGCCAGCAGCAGGUGCCUGGAGAAGCAGACGAGCGACCUGUACCGUGUGAUCCAACGCCCUUACAAACCCCUGAAGGAUUAUAUAGACCGGUUUAUCAGGGAGAAGGUGACUAUACCUGAGUGUGAUGUCCCGGCAGCAAUCAAAGCGUUCAGACAAGGAUUGUACGGAGAAACCGACCUUUGGAGGGAUCUGAUUAAAUACCCCUUCAAAACGUUUGAAGAUGCUCAAGCCAAAGCAAUGGCCCAAGUUAGGUUGGAAGAAACUCUCUAUUCUCGGAAAGGGGGUAAUGACUACUCAAAGACGGAAAGACGACUUCCCUAUUCCAAGAGAAGAAAUGAUCGUCCUGCCCCUUAUUCCCAACCUCAACACGUAGCAGUGGUGGAAGACGACGAUGACUCCGACUAG